Colletotrichum truncatum is the source of this 783-nucleotide messenger RNA. RefSeq names its product phosphoglycerate mutase family protein. NCBI's taxonomy places the organism in Eukaryota, Fungi, Ascomycota, Sordariomycetes, Glomerellales, Glomerellaceae. Gene Ontology annotation, cellular component: cytoplasm. Gene Ontology annotation, molecular function: phosphatase activity. The record is from RefSeq and is a predicted model, not a curated record.
AUGGUUGUUCAGGUCCACCUCGUCCGCCACGCCCAGGGCUUCCACAACCUCUGCGUUGAGAAUGAGUCCAUCCGGGACCCCCUCCUCACGGAUUUGGGCAAGCAGCAGUGCGCCGCCCUCCGCGCCGCCUUCCCUUACCAUGACAAACUUACCCACCUCGUCGCAAGCCCGCUGCGCCGCACCCUGCACACCUGCCUUCUCGGCUUCGGCUCCGACGCCGCGGCGCAGGUCGGCCGCGGCCUGAAAGUCAUCGCACUGCCCGAGGUCCAAGAGGUCUCCGACGCUCCGUGCGACACCGGCUCCGCCAUCUCUGAGAUCGAGGGCGAGUUUGAGGGCCGCGUCGACUUCAGCAGGGUCCCCGAUGACUGGAUUGACAAGACGAGCCCGUCGUCUAAGUGGGAGCCCACGCUCGAGAAGCUGGAGAAGAGGGCCGCUGAGGCGAGAAGGGCGCUGAGGGACCUCGUUGGCGAUGUACAGGGCGACGAGCACGUCGUUGUCGUUACUCACGGCGGUUUCCUUCACUUUCUGACGAACGAUUUCUUUGGCAUUGCAAAUGGAAAAGCGACGGGCUGGGAGAACACCGAGUUCAGAUCGUACAACUUCGUCGACAGCACCGGCAAGGACGAAAGUGCGCACCUCACGGAGACGCAGGAGAGCUGGGAGCGCCGCCAGGGCGAGAAUGCUCGUCCUACCCCUGAGCAGCAGGCUGAGUUGCAGCGCACCUUUUACAGAGAUAUUGAGCCGUACCUCAAGUACAGCGCCGAGAGAGGCUGGAUGCAGUAG